CGACAGUGCGAAUUUCGGUUCCCAUAGUUUGGCGCUAGAAGGAGGGGGAUACGGAUCAAUCUAACCCGCAAAAGCCACAUCACGCUCAAUCAGACAUGACAACUAACGACGCGGAUAACGUGCAGACUCCUCUUAACGGAGGCAGCGGCACCGAUCUCCACACUCCAGCAGCGGACGUAUCCGCGGCUAACGUACCAACCAACGCCGCGGCGCUCGAGGAGUUUAAAAAGAUAUUCGCCACCUAUGAAAAAAGGUCGGAAGAACAGGACAAGCUCGUGAGCACCUUAACCAAACAGGUUGAGACCUUAACGGCAAGGACUCGAGCAAUCCGUCCCCGCGGAACCACUAAAAUCCGCGGGAAAAAACUCGACUUCGCUACCCCACUCGAUAGAUCUAGAGUUGCACGGGAACGACCUUCGGGUCAAAACCCUAGCGAGAAAUCUCCCGUAAAAAAGGGGAACCCAGAGAGUCCUCCGCCUCCCGCAAAAGAUUCGGAGGAUAAUGAAGCCGAACGCAUUGACCUGGAUCCUAGCGAUGUCUCCAACGACACCGAUGAAGACGUCGACAGACAUCCAAGAAGGAACAGAAGCCGAUCAGCUCGGGAAAGCUCUCCGUUCGACAACCCAAUGACGGAAGAAGAGGAAAUCGUCUAUUGGAAUGAACAAGAAGAGCUGGCUGAAAAGCAAACCGAGAUCACUCGCAGUAAACGCCGACAGGCUCGGAAAUCUACUGACGAGAUGUCGGAUAUUCGCGAUCUUCGCGACUACAUCACCAAGACUGCGGCAAAAGUAAGAGCCGUAAAGUCUCAAAUCCAUCACGCUACUAGCGCUGCUCCCGAGAUCGACAGGCUGCUGGAAGGGGCUCGUAAGACCCCCUUCACCACUCGCAUCUCAGAUAUGAGAGUUUCCGAUCCAGGAAAUAUCAAAGUACCGAAAUAUGACGGUACGACCGAUCCGAAGGCGCACCUUCAGGCUUUACACAUUACGAUGGGAAGAGCGAGACUGAAGGAUGGCGAAAAAGACGCCGACUAUUGCCGCUUGUUCGUCGAGAAGGAGCAGCCCUCGAAUGGUUCGCACGCCUUAAACGAAACUCUAUCGGGAGUUUCCGACAGCUCGCAUCGGAAUUUCUCAAACAAUACUCUAAGUUCAUAGAUAUAGGAACUUCCGAUGUCGAUCUCUGGAGUCUAUCCCAGAGAGAAGACGAACCCCUCCGUGAGUUUAUCAGCCGAUUCAAGCUGGUGAUGUCCAGGGUCAGCGGGAUAAGCGACAAAGUAGCCAUCGACGCGCUCAGAAAGACGCUCUGGUACAAGUCAAAAUUCAGAAAAUGGAUAACCCUGGACAAACCGCGGACGAUCCAGGACGCCCUCCACAAGGCAACGGAUUACAUCAUAAUCGAGGAAGAAACAAAAGUUUUAUCGCAAAAACAUAAGUCGGCAAGACCAUCCUCGAAAGACGUAGAUCCAAAAGCAAAAAAGAAGAACUCUCGCAACGACAAGUAUGUCAAUCACGAGGGGGAAGAUCUUCAAGGAGCGCAUAACUACGCGAUCAAUUCGGAUGAGACACUCCUACCUCUCUAAACCACAGGAAAUCAUUUCAAUCUUUUUAUACUUAUAGAUGCUGGAGAGAGAGAGAGAGAGAGAGAGAGAGAGAGAGAGAGAGAGAGAGAGAGAGAGAGAGAGAGAGAGAGAUAGAGAGAGAAAGAUAGAAGGGAAUCAGAGGCACACAGACUUUUACCUUCAAGACUUGCAGGAGGAAUCCGACCUAAUGUAUAUCAAGCCCCAAGACAAGCAGAUUAAGCUCAAUUGUAGGCUAAUAAUGGGGUCACAUGAGACACUCCUAUCCCUCCCUUCCAACGAUGUGUGACCUUUCCAAUAGAGUAGAAUAAUGGGGUCGCAUUAUACACUCCUACCCCUCUAAACCGCAGAAAUUCAUUUCAAUCUUUUUAUACUUAUAGAUGCUGAAGAGAGAGAGAGAGAGAUAGAAGGGAAUCAGAAGCACACAGACUUUUACCUUCAAGACUUGCAGGAGGAAUCCGACCUAAUGUAUAUCAAGCCCCAAAACAAGCAGAUUAAGCUCAAUUAGGUUGGAGCUCAGUUUUGGUUCCUUCAAAUAUUCUCAGCAAGUGUGGAUAACUGACAGGUGAUCCACUUACUUUAUCUAAUACACCAUGCAGUCAAUAAAUCUAAGAGUAGUGCUAGAGAGUGGUUAGAUAAUAAGUGAAAUUGAAAAAGUUCAUUGUCUCCUUCUUGACUCAAUUAAAUUUUUUUGAAAACAUUUUAUAAAACUCAUAGAUAAACUAAAUAUCAGUAAACCUUCCCCAGACUUAAAUUACAUUGUCCCCAGUGUAUAUCUAGUUGAAGUUUGGUGAGAAAAUAAAUCAUAAGUACAUAAUUUGACAAGGAAGAACAAGAUACUUGCUCGCUGAUGUUAGUGUCGAUCGACACAAGAAAGUGUUUGUCGAUCGAUCUCGACCAGGUCUCAUCGGUCGAUAGGCUGAGCAAUCAUCUCCUUGGAUCUUUUUAUUUUGUUUUUUAUGACCUUCAAUAAAUUAAAUACGAAAAUCAGUAAUAGAUUCAAAAUUAAACUAAGUAAAACAUACCUAAUAGUGGGUUGCCUCACACUCAGCGCUUAUUUGUAGUCAUUUAGCUUGACUUUUGAAGGUUGUUUGGCUAGUAUGGAGGUAAUUGACUACUUGCUGGAAAACAAGUGUCUACAUCUUCUCUACUCAUCUGAAACCAUGUACCAACGAAACUUCUUAUAGCUUCAUAUCCUCUGGUCCACUGGUUCUUCAUUAUCUCCCUAGCAACCACAUUAGCAUGCAUCCUUUUCUGAAGAUGUCUAAUACAGCCUUGCUGCAUUCUAAAUCUGGCAUGAGUUGUUUCCACAAUUUCCUCCAAUCUCUGGGAAUAAUUCUCCUUCAUCAAGUCUUGAAAAAAUUAAUCUCAUCAAGCUUGUCUUCUAACAACUUCACUGUUACCAGCCAUCUUCUGAAAGGUGCAUCUUCAGUGUCGAUCGAUGGUCGAGUGGGACCGUCGAUCGAUGGAUAAUCUUCUGCUCGGAUUUCAGUCUGUCUCCGGAUCAUGUGUAUCUCCUCUUUCAACUCAUCCAUGUGUGUAGUCAACCUGGUUAUAUUGUUGUUGGUUGGGUAGUAGACAUCAUCGAUCCUCCUAUAUGAGUCAUCUAGUGACAUCUCAUGGGCUCUGUAGAUUCCAUGUACCAUGUCAUCAGAGUCUGCUUUGCUUUAAGUGUCUGGCACUGGCAUGGUUAAGGUGAUUUUUUCUGCAUAUUCUGGUAGAAAAAUAUGAGUGUGUCCAUCCAAUGCAGCUCUCUCCAUAAUAUCUUUGAUGUCUUCCCUUGAUACAUGAAUUAUAUGCGAUCUACAGCUCAUGCAUUUCCAUGCUCGUCUCUGUAUAUGUCGUAUUCAUCUCUUGUUUCCCAUUGAAAUCUUCUUCUACCGCUAGAAUCACAAGCUCUCUGUCCAAGCUCGUAGAAACGGUCGAUCGAUGGUCGACAUGUCCUGUCGAUCGAUGCUAGAUCAUCUGUUUCUUCUUGCUGACUGAGAGGGUUUCCUGAUCCUCUAGCCUUUGCAAUAAUUUCUUCAACGUGUUUAGAGAUGUACAUAACUCGUCCAUCUAGAGCACGUGUUUGUCCUUCUGAAUCUCUGAACGAAACUCAUCUGCUCUGAUAUAACCAAAAUUUACAUCUAGCUCUGUUCCGUGAUGAGUAUCGAUCGAUGGUUUAAGGUUUAUGCCGAUCAAUGUUUCCCCCUGGUCUCAUGAGAAAUUCGGAGAACUCCUGCUUUUUCCAUGGGAAGGCCAUGAUACUCAAUGGCUUCCUCUUCUUUGUAGUCCUCAUCGUACUCAUCAUGCUCUCUUUCACUGAUCUUCCUUUUUGAAGGUGUAGCAGUCUGGAUUGCAAAGCUAGGUUGGUAGUAAUCAUUCUCCCAACUGUUGAUAGAUCCUUUUGGGAAAUUUUCUAUCAUCAUUCGCAGGGUCACUGUUGAUCGGUUCUUCCAAUUCUUUGUGGAUCGUCGCUUCAGACUUCUUGUAUAUCGAUGCUUCAGGUUGAGUGUCGAUCGAUGCUUCAUUCUCCGAUUCUACUUCAGCGUCUGGGUCGCAAAAACAAACUGCAAUGAAUCAUGGAUCCUCUCCAAUCUCUAUAUAUCCCGUGUGUUGCUUGACAACUCUCAUAGGAUCAUAGUAGACAGUAGGGUCUAUGAGUGUCAGGCAUAACUUGUUGGUCUGCAUGUCGCAAACUGCUCCCACACUAGCCAUAAAGACUCUCCGAAGUAAUAGAGAAGAAUUUCAGUUGAGCUUGAUGUCCAGGACAUGGAAGUCAACUGGAACUAGGGCACUACCAAUCUGCACCUCAAGGUUUCUGAUGAUUCCUCCUAAGCCCCUUUGAGAACAGUCCACAAAAGUGAAUGAAUCCUCUGAAUGCUCUAUAUUCAGACCUAGAUGGUCUGCCAUCACCUUUGGUAGAAUGCUGACUGAAGAACCUUUGUCACAGAGAGCACUAGGGUAAUCAAUGCCUCAUAUCAAGCAUGGUACUACAAACUUUCUUGGAUCAAUAUUCUUGUUCAGUAUGAUCCUCUGCCUCAUCUUCUCUAUGACCUGGUGCAACAUUCUCUCAAUGUCUUCUUCAUGCUCCUUAGUCUCUCUGAAGAACAUCCACAACCUGUGGGUAAAGUAAGCCUCCUCAAAUAGCUUAUCCAUUGGGGUCCUUAGAGUCCUCUUUGUGAAACAAUCCAUCUCCUUAUCAUUAGCUCCUCUCUUAAGAUGCUUAGGAACCUUUUCCUUCCUCUUCCUUAAGGUACUCCCUACAGUAGCCUAAUGAACUUGAAUAGACUCUGAUGCAUCUUUAGAUUGCUCACUGAUGUUGUUUAUUGAUGUCUCUGAAGGUUGAGAUGGGUUUUUGAGUGCAAUCAAUUCUGCUACAUCGAUUUUGGGUAGUUGCACUCAGUAGCAGAGAGGUGCUCGUCGGUCGAUGCCAUGCAAUGACUGUCAAUAGUUGGUUGAGUGUCUCUGUCAAUCGGCGGCUGGCUCAUGGUGCCAAAUGAUGUCUCGCGUAGUUAUACGAAAGACUUUGGGUGGGUGAGAGUGCUUACCUGCGAAAUAUUCAUGGGUCAUGAUUCUUACUGUCUCGCAUGAUGCAACUGAUUCCGUAUGAACCGUCGAUCGAUGUUGAGCAGUAGGAAUCGAACAGUGUUCAUCUGACUCCAUCGGUCGAUGUUCUUCUCUUGGUGUCGGUCGACACCAAUGUGAACUUCCAAAACUUAUAGAGCUCUCAACUUCGAAAUCUCCCUCCUGAAGUUCCUCUUCCUUGACUACUUUCCAAAAAUCAUCCACUAUGAUGGCAUUCACGUGGUACUUCCGUGUUUCAUCUCCUUUACCCUUGAUGAAGGUGUAUUGCCUCUUAACAGCCUCUCCUGUCUGAACCACUUAUGUCUCCAACUUCUUCACAUGUGAAUUAAAAGUCUCCAACUUUGUGUUCAGCUCAGUGUAGACAUCAUCUAUCUUCCCAUUGACAUUCACCAUCAGCUUCUGUUGGCUCUCAAGAACCUGAUCAAUCAUUGCUUCCAACUUGUUCUCUCGAGUCUGUGGUGUUAUGUUCUGAUAGGAAGAACUUUCAUAAGCUCUGUUUUUGUUGUUGUUGAAGUUACACCUCGGUCCAUUUCCAUAAGAGUUUAUGUAUCCAUUUUGAUUACCAGGCUUUUGACUCUGAAAACCAGUACCACUGAUGAAGUUCACAUCCUCCUCAAAAUCUCUGUCACUGUCGACAUCUACAGCCUCUACAUCCUCUGCAAAGCUAACCUGCUUCUUAAGAAGCUUGUGAACACUGUCCAACUUAGCCUUAACGUCGUCCAAUUCCUUGGGUGGCCGAUUUUCUCCUCCUAAAAUAAGUGUUCUUGGUGCUAUUUCUAGAUGCCAAGUUCUCAAUAAGUCUCACAGCCCUUCUGGAUUCCUAGUAUUGAAGUUUCCUUCGCUAGCAGUGUCCAGAGCCAUCUGAUAUGCCAGCGCAAUGCCUCUGAAGAAAGUGCUGAGCAGUUGCAUUUCAUUAAAUCCAUGGUGUGGACAGUCUCUCUGAUAGGACUUGAAUCUGAUCCAGAAGCUUCUGAAUGACUUUGUAGGCUCAUGUGUGAAUGUAGCAAUCUUGCUCCUUAAGUCCUCACCCCGUGACACAUCAAAUAAGUUACGCGGAAAUGCGUUCUUGAUGUGAGCCCAAGAUGUAAGAGAUCCUGGUAGUAACUGCUUAAGCCAGCGCAAAGCUUUUCCAAAUAGUGAGUACUUGAAGAGGUUGCAAAAGAGAUAGUCCCCAGGGACUCCAUUGGCUUUAGUGGCAGAACCAAAUCCUCGAACCACUCCAGAUGGUCCAUAGGAUGCUUGUGUGAUAAAUCACAGUAUGGUGUCUGCGCCACGAGUGUAAAGUAUUGGGGUUUCAGUUCGAAAUCGUUCAUCUAGAUAGUUGGAGGACGAAUAUCAGAUCUGUUGGCGUAGUACUGAUCUGGAUGGUUGUAGUCAGCGAAAGUUCUGGUUCGAGCAGCCUCAUCUACAACUUGAGCAGCUUGAGCGGCUUCAAUAUCAUGAUCAGGAAUUACAGCCCUCUGAUCAUCUAACCUCUGACCUGUUGCAUUACGCAGAUGACAUGAUCUCAUUCGGAACUUAUCUUCCAUGUUCACUGCGAACUUUCUUGAUCCUUCCUUUUUCAUUAAUGAGUUGCAGUGCCCAAAUUUAAAAGCAUUCAACAGUUUAGGACUUCUCUCAGAUGAACCUCAUCCAAGUGAACCUAGUUAGUCAUCCACUAGGAAAAUCACAUACUUCUUACAUGCAAUACUCUUUGUUUGCAUUGGCCCAUUAAAUCCAUGUGAAUUAGAUCAAGAGGUGCCAUGGUUUCCACAUUAGGAACCUUCCUGUGCUGAACUUUCGCUUGUUUUAUUUUUUGAUUGCACGACCCACAUAUCAUCUUACCAUCGAAAAUCAUGUCUUUUUACACAAAGUUUGUCAUGUUCCUCUGUUUCAUAUUUCUGAAUUGUCGAUGCCAUAUCAUUAAUAGAAAACUGGAACUGGUACUUCAAGAUCCUAGAUACUACUUACCUAGAACCUAUCCACAUAUCAUCUUACAAUUAGAUCUAGUGCAGAACCUACCGUCAUAGUUGUCCACAAUCCUAAGUUCAAGGUUCUAGUUAGCUACUUUAGAACACAAACAUUAACAGAAAUUCUUUGUAGGAUAUUUAUCACCUUAGCAAUUCUAUAUUUUGGCCUAGUCCCUCUUAAUCUAUUUGAACUCUAAAUCUAAUAAGUAAAUUACUCAGACAUGGCAAAGCAAUUAAAAGCAUAAACUGAAUAAAAUGCAUAAAAGAUUAGAGUUAGAAAUACUGGAGUUCCAAUAAAAUCUCUGAAGGAGUCUUGGAUCUUCUCUCCAAAUCUACUAAAAACCCUAAGUUUGUUUGCUGUGAAAAGUAGAAAGUAUGAAAGCGAGUGUUUUUAGAACAAUUGCAGAGCAUAUAAAUAUCAUGUUAAAAGCGGCCACGGGUAUUUUUGUAAAUGUGUUGUGACUUGGGAUUUAAAUCGGAUGAAAACCUAGCCGGGUCUUACGCGCUUCACUGUCAAUCGAUGGUUGUCUUUGAUUGUCAACUUUUGGACUGGUUCGAUGGUUAGCUACGGGCUUCUUUUCGUUUUAUCUCCAAAAUGCACUAAUAUCACAAGUUUCCUCAAAACUACUCAUAAAUCUGUAAAUAUAAUAAAAAGACACCAAAACAGAAUAAGUAGUUCCUAUGACACAUAUAUACCAUGGAUAAAAAUGGGUAAAAUCCAUGGUAUAUCAAAUUCACGAGAAACUCUUGUUUUUUGUCCUAUUAUCUCUAUGUUUGCUGUCAUUAAUAAAUGAGACUGGUACAAGACGAGCUAGCGUUUUGUGGUUCCUGUUUUCUUGUAGGUAAGAAUUGAUUUCUCACAUUUAAUUUGUAACAAACACUUACCUAUAUGUUUUCUGUCUCGUUUAAAUUGUGUGUUCUAUAACUAAUUAAUAACAUCUAAUAAUAUAUAUAAUAAAUAGAGAAGUUUACUCAAAUAUACAAUAUUUUAGGACAAUUGACUAGAACCAUACAAAUCUUUUUUUUAUUACUGACAUUUUUUAAAUACCAAGAGUGUCAUUUUUUAACGUUAUGAGAAAAAACGUUUCUUACGAC
This is a messenger RNA of Brassica rapa (field mustard), 8187 nucleotides long. RefSeq lists its product as uncharacterized. The record is from RefSeq and is a predicted model, not a curated record. Lineage: Eukaryota; Viridiplantae; Streptophyta; Magnoliopsida; Brassicales; Brassicaceae.